UGACGUCGUGCGAAGCUGCCGUGUUUUCCGUACAUCUCAAGUGAAAUUAUUUCACUUUUGCCCGCGAAUAACACGUGUUUUACCAGAAAACUGUACGCAACAAGCAAGUAAAAAUGCCGCUCGCCAAGGAUUUCUUGCAUCCGCUGCCCGCUGAGGAGAAGAGGAAGCACAAACUGAAGCGUUUGGUGCCCCAUCCCAACUCGUACUUCAUGGACGUAAAGUGCCCCGGCUGCUACAAGAUCACCACCGUCUUCAGCCAUGCCCAGAGCGUCGUGGUGUGUGCCGGUUGUUCGACGAUCCUGUGCCAGCCGACCGGUGGCAAGGCCCGUCUGACCGAGGGCUGCUCGUUCCGCAGGAAGCCGUACUAAGAAGCCCGCUAGCACCAUCCCCCGAAACCCGUGACGGUCGAAUUGAGCGCCUUCCGAUUGGAUGGGUGAUACCGCAGAGUGGAUUCAUCGCAGUGUUGGCCGGUCUAAAUGCAAACGAAUGGAUUUUAAAGGGCAAUUCCGACAUUGAGUUCCCAAAGCUAUCAGUGAGCAUUGUAUUCAUACCGAAAGGAGUGUAAUAAAGGCAGCAAUUCGAUCGUCUAA
Messenger RNA from Anopheles moucheti, 590 nucleotides. RefSeq names its product 40S ribosomal protein S27 (gene RpS27). Lineage: Eukaryota; Metazoa; Arthropoda; Insecta; Diptera; Culicidae. The transcript has a single exon. Gene Ontology annotation, molecular function: structural constituent of ribosome; RNA binding. The record is from RefSeq and is a predicted model, not a curated record. Gene Ontology annotation, biological process: translation; ribosomal small subunit assembly. Gene Ontology annotation, cellular component: ribosome; cytosolic small ribosomal subunit. Bases 114 to 368 code for a protein of 84 amino acids.